Periophthalmus magnuspinnatus is the source of this 2320-nucleotide messenger RNA. RefSeq names its product retinol dehydrogenase 12, like (gene rdh12l). The transcript is spliced from 7 exons. The record is from RefSeq and is a predicted model, not a curated record. Bases 181 to 1071 code for a protein of 296 amino acids. Lineage: Eukaryota; Metazoa; Chordata; Actinopteri; Gobiiformes; Gobiidae.
GACGCACUGCUGAUUGGUUCAAGUCUUUGUCCAACAGGCUUUACUUGUUACUAACAAUUCCGUGUUUAGAGAUUAAACCAGUUUCUCAGCGAUCAAAUUUUAGUGAGUCGAAUAAGAUUGAUACAACUAUUAACACCUGAUAAGUCUUUAUAUUUUCAUCUCUACAAGUUUGUGGGCGCAAUGAAGGCUGCAAGACUAUUCUGCCGUACUUCCUGGUCUUCAACUGAGAGGCUGGAUGGUAAAACAGUGAUCAUCACUGGAGCCAACACUGGCAUUGGCAAAGAAACAGCCACUGACCUGGCAAGGAGAGGUGCUAGGAUCAUCAUGGCAUGUCGAGACAUGGAGAGAGGUCAAGCUGCUCUGGAAGAAGUCAUCAAGAACUCGGCCAAUGAGAAUGUAGUCUGUAGGAAGCUGGACCUGUCAGAUACCAAGUCUAUAAGAGAGUUUGCUGACAAUAUUAAUAAAGAAGAGGAGAAACUCAACAUCCUCAUCAAUAACGCUGGCGUGAUGGUGUGUCCGUAUGGGAAAACUGCUGAUGGAUUUGAGAUGCAAAUUGGAGUUAAUCACUUUGGUCACUUCCUGUUGACAUAUUUGCUGUUGGACCUGAUUAAAAAGUCUGCUCCUGCUAGGAUCAUCAAUGUCUCAUCCAUGGCACAUCAGUAUGGCUCCAUAAAUCUGGAGGACAUCAACAGCGAGAAGAGUUAUGACAAACAAAAGGCCUACUCACAGAGUAAACUGGCCAAUGUUCUGUUCACACGCUCACUGGACAAAAGACUGCAGGGUACUGGUGUGAGUGUGUACUCUCUCCAUCCGGGCGUGGUGCAGACAGACUUAUGGAGGCACUUGAACGGGCCGCAGCAGUGUGUGAUGAAGGUGGUUAGCCCAUUCACAAAGAGCUCAACAGAAGGAGCCCAAACCUCCAUUUACUGUGCAGUGGAGCCCUCCCUGGAGAGUGGAGGAUACUACAGUGACUGUGCUCCAGCUAAGUGCUCAGCAAAGGCCCGGGACGACAAGGUGGCCGAGAGGCUGUGGGAGCUGAGCUGUCAGAUGCUUUCCAUCAACUGGGAAUAAACCAGUACAAAUCAAAUAUUUCUGCUCUAUAUUUGGAAAUUAACCUGUGUACUCCCAAUCUCGCUGCUUUCCUCUAGUUACACUUGAAUACUAUUUAACAACUUGGGGCUGGAUGCAUUAGUUUUAUAGAUUGUGCUGUACGUUAAAGAUGCACUAUGCAAUUUUUCUGGCGGAGGGUCCUCUUCUUGCUGGUUUCCAUGGAGAUGUUAUUGCUUUGCCUGGAAUGGUCCAUCAACAUGUCUAUCUCCACAGGCACAAGUUACAGGUUAGAUCACCGGCUAUUUUUCACACCAAGUACCACCAAAGUAAAGAUUUGGCUUUCCCAGUACCACCUGAUCUAAACCAAGUACCGUAUGUAACAGGACUAUUCCAGGUCUAAUCCAGGGCUAAACCAGGUCUAAAAGUGGACUACACAAUUUCCACUGUUACCCAAAGGAGGACAAAAAAGUGGCUAGAAUAAACUCUACUCUGUUCCAGUACCACCUGAAGGAGCUCGUGUACCAGUUUGACAAAACACUGGGUUAGUCUCUGAAAAUGCAGGUUUUUCAAUUUUUACUUGAAUAAAUAUAAGAUAGAUAAGUUUAAUACCAUACUGUGGAACAAUCCAGGCAAAGCAAAUGCAUUUCAAGCAGGUAAGUGACCCCUCACCUGCACACCCACCUCCACUCCUCCCAUUAGAAAGGUUGCAUAGCGCACCUUUAAUCAAUCCAAGGAAUAAGCAUUCCUUCAUUAUGAUAUAAAUGUAUGACUUCUAAAAUUUAGUGAACAAAGUUAUAGGAUUGUCUCUGGCCUAAAAGCACUUUAUUUUAUUGCACUGAUUGUCUGAAAGACAUUUUGUUUAAUAUGUUUAAAAUGACUGUGCAUAGUUUAUAGAUUCAUCUUUAUAACUACUGAAAUGAUGGAUUAGAUCUGAUAGAAUGGGGGUUGAUAUUAUUACACUGGACUCUAUACCACACAGACCUUACAUUGACUAUUAUGUUCUCACUUGGGUUUGAUAAAAUAAGUCAUAGAAUGCACUGCACUUCAUCCAGGAAGUAGCCAAUAUGAACUGCUUGUAUUAGCUCAGUGUAUAAGUGCCUUAAAUUAUGUAUUUAACAAAGUGAAUAUGCAUGUCAGCUUUAUUAUCUAGUAUCUUACUUAAACUUCACAGCUGCUGUUAGUUUAUAUGAGUAAUAAACAUGUGAUAAGUUUCACCUUGACUGCUGUCUCUGAUAAAGCUAUUAAAUAAAGAUAACAUUGUUUUAGUGAA